UCUCUGCGCUCUGUGGCCUGUGGACCAUAGUUUGCAGAGAGACCCCAAUAGAAAUGACAGUGUUUCCAGCUUUGCGGCGCAUCAGUGCUGCAAUUAAACCAGUUUUCUCCGUUUACUGCCAUGGAGGACUCGCAUCUGUCCGUGGACUGAGAACAUCAGCUGUCAGCUUCAACCCAGAUCCAUCUAAUCCUGAUUACGUGGUGACACGUGAGCAGCUUAAGGCGAUGCUGGCCAGUCACAGUGUCCAGCUGUUUGACAUCCGAAAUCGAGAUGAAUUCCAGGCAGGCCAUAUUGCUGGUUCUGUCAAUAUUCCACUGGAUCAGCUUGAAGAGUCCUUAAAGCUCUCCUCAAAGACAUUUGAAAAAUGCUUUAAAGUAAAAGCCCCCAAAAAAGAGGACGACAACAUCGUUUUCCACUGCCAGAGAGGCCGCAGGAGUUUAACCGCUCUUGAUAUAGCCUGGAGAUUAGGAUUCAGCAGGCAAGGUCACUAUGCUGGAGGAUACAGUGAAUGGGCAGAGUUGGAGAAACAGUAACUAAUCAAGUUGUAAAACACAAUGGGAUGUGUUUUAAAUAUUACCUUUGUACUUUAUUAGAAAAAAGUGUUGCAUUAAAGGUCUGUUAUCUGA
Messenger RNA from Astyanax mexicanus (Mexican tetra), 626 nucleotides. Its product is annotated as thiosulfate:glutathione sulfurtransferase. The transcript has 4 exons. Gene Ontology annotation, molecular function: thiosulfate-cyanide sulfurtransferase activity. Gene Ontology annotation, cellular component: mitochondrion. The record is from RefSeq and is a predicted model, not a curated record. Lineage: Eukaryota; Metazoa; Chordata; Actinopteri; Characiformes; Acestrorhamphidae. Bases 54 to 533 code for a protein of 159 amino acids.